GUCGCUGCAAAUCAUAUUAUGCCAACAAUAAAUUAUACAUUGUUGGAUUUCUUAACGAUGAUUUUUAUUACAUUGAUUUAUCAAACAUAUCAUUAAAUGAGAACACCUUUAUUAAUUUAUCCAAAUGGAUCAAAAUUAAUGUGCCAAAUGAUACAAACGAUAUCCUCUCCAGCGGCUGGCCAUUUUUAGGCGGCACCUGGGCAAGGAAUCUUAGUUUUACAGGAACACCUAGCCAAUAUUUUUUAUAUUUUAGACCUUGGAUUUCUAAUAAAUAUAAUGGAAAAGCUUAUUCACCUCAGGACAUUUCAAAAGUUGUGGAUAUUUUGGAUACAAUUAAUUUUUUGUGGUCAAAUAGCGCGUCAAUUCCACAAAUAUACAACUCUUAUGUUAAUGUAACUUUAUAUGGUCCUCCUCAAGUUUUAUUGUCAAGCAAUAAAAUAUUAUAUUUUUCUGAAUAUUUAGGUGAUAAAAGUAAUCUUAUGACAUUAAUGACCAGCAUAUUAGAAUAUGAUAUUACUAAUACUAGUGGUGCAGUACCUAGUCAACGUAAUGAAUUUACCGCUGUUUCAACUUCAGACGGACGAGUUAUUAUAUAUGGUGGAACAAGAAACAUGCUAGCAGCUACUCCGUCUUUAGUAGUUCUGAACACCUCUAAUUAUGAGUGGUCAGUACCAUCAGAAAUAAAUCAUGUUGGACCAUUAUAUCAGCAUUCAUCAAUUAUGAUUAAUAAUUAUAUGCUUGUAGCAUGUG
This is a messenger RNA of Racocetra persica, 750 nucleotides long. The record is from the annotation of a GenBank genome assembly. Lineage: Eukaryota; Fungi; Glomeromycota; Glomeromycetes; Diversisporales; Gigasporaceae.